AUGCUGAGUCGCCAGUUGGUGCGAGCCUCGCCACGGCAAUGGAACCAUGCAUGUCUCUUUUGCGCUGCUUCAAGCCUGCCACGCCCGCUACUGCGCCAGCCCUUCAGCGCCACUGCUGUUGUGCUGAAGCGAGAUGUGCCUAAGAAAGCUGCAAAGUCUGCAAAGCCUAAAAAGGCUACAAAGGCUAGCAAAAAACCCAAGAAUGCCCGUGAAAUAGAAGAGGCCGAGGAUGUAGCGGCGGACGAGCAUGGCGACAACAAUGGCAUGUCUCUCAAAGACGCACUUCUUGGUCGCAAGCGGGAGAGACGGAAAGAGAAGGGCGAAGAACGUGAGAAGCUGAACAUAAGCUCGAUUGAGACCAGCGAGCUCAAAUUCGAGCCUGUGCCAGUGGAAAAACCGCCUGUGCCCAUGCUAGCCUAUGGACUUGACCGCGUGCUUUUCAACCCUGGCGUGUACCGACUGCAGGACCCACGGUCAAGAGUGUACAACUUCGACCCCUACUUGGAGAAGAUCAUGCCAGCCCACGAGUUCGAUUUUAAAGCCCUGAGCGAGUACAAGACUUCCUCCAAGGACAAAGACCUGCUCGCCUUGACAAAGGACAUUGGCGCAAAGUUCACGGGCUCCACAUCCAGCAUGUCGGGCAUCUUGCAGCACUUCCAUUUCGUUCUGUCCAACUUUCGAAAGCUCAACCACGACAUGCUCUCACGCCAGUUCCCAGAUCCGUCUCCGAAUUUUUCGAAAAUCACUCUUGGUCCCAGUACUGUCUUUCUGAGACACAAGGACGGCAUCUAUGCAAUUGACGCAGACAAGUCCUACGAUAGACCCAACAUUAUGAGUUGGCUUGGUCAUUCUCUCGAGAAGUUGCUCACGACCGAGCGAAGCGAGUUUGAAAGAUAUCGUAGAUCGAAUCCCGAGCAGGCACCUACAGAAGAUAAUUCCAGCCGUUGCUAUCACUAUUCGAAGCAAGGCAACAUUAUGAUGCGGUCCCAACUGGAUGCAGUCGACCCCCGACUCCCCGGAACCGGCGUUUUCGAUUUGAAGACGAGGGCUGUUGUUUCAAUUCGUAUGAACCACAAAGAAUUCGAAGAAGGCUCGGGUUACCAGCUACGACAUGCGUUGGGCGAGUGGGAAUCUUUUGAGCGUGAGUUCUACGACAUGACACGUGCCACGCUGCUCAAGUACUCACUGCAAGUCCGGAUGGGGCGAAUGGAUGGCAUUUUCGUCGCCUUUCACAACAUUGAGCGCAUCUUUGGCUUCCAGUAUCUCAGCUUAGCAGACAUGGAUGCUGUUCUUCACGGACAGCACGACACAUCAUUGGGAGACGAGGAGUUCAAGGUCUCUAUCAACCUGGUUGAUGAACUCCUAACCAAGGCUACCGCUCAGUUCCCUGACACAUCCUUGAGGAUGCAUUUCGAAGCACGCGAAGGCAAGACGCCCUUUAUGUACAUAUUUGCUGAGCCCGUCACCGAGGAGCAGGCGGACGAGAUCCAACAGGCAGGGGAAACUGCCCAACAAGACUUUGCGCGGGAUAUUGUGGGUAUACCAGAAGACGAUCGGAGAACUCAAGAAGCUUGGCAGGACAUCCAAGACGAUGUUGACGAGCAAAUCAGUGAGGAUCAAAGGAUCAUCUCGAUAGCAGAGAGUAGCGAGGCCGAUGCAUCUCAGCAAGAACCACUCGAUGCUUCUGAAAACGCGUCCGAAGACGUUUCCAAAGAGCCUACUGAAGAGACCACUGAAGAGACCACUGAAGAAACUGCUGAAGAGACUGCUGAAGAGACUGCUGAAGAGACUGCUGAAGAGACUGCUGAGGAAUCUACCAACGAUGGAGAUGAGGAAAGCGUAGGAGACGUGAAGGAUGUACCCAAACCUACCUCGAUCUCGGAGGGACCGCUAAUGGGAUGGACAUUGAGCGUCCGUAAUAUGGUGAACGGGGGCUACGUGGAGAGGCCCGUCGACUUUACAGAACAAGACGAGUGGAAGGUUGAGUACCACAUCAAGGAGAUUCCAGAGCAGACUCGUUGGAGGCUGUACAACGCGCUGAAGGAGCGGCGGCGUCAACUGAUUGGGCUGGACGAAGAGGAGACGGAUAGGAAGCUCAAGCCCUACCGCGACCUGAUCUCAAGGUUCAGCCACCGCGGGCGACAAUGGAGAAAAGAGCAAGAUCAGCUUAACGAAUCAAAGGGAGUGCAGGUGUUCCGGCCACUCGGGCCUGGCUCCGAUGCUGCACACGAACACGAUGAAGCAGCGACGGCAAAGACGGAGGAGAUUACAAAGGUUGAAUGA
Messenger RNA from Bipolaris zeicola 26-R-13, 2283 nucleotides. RefSeq lists its product as uncharacterized. The record is from RefSeq and is a predicted model, not a curated record. Gene Ontology annotation, biological process: mitochondrial RNA 5'-end processing. Lineage: Eukaryota; Fungi; Ascomycota; Dothideomycetes; Pleosporales; Pleosporaceae. Gene Ontology annotation, cellular component: mitochondrial envelope; mitochondrion. The coding region runs from base 1 to 2283 and encodes 760 amino acids. The transcript is spliced from 2 exons.